Cynara cardunculus var. scolymus (artichoke) is the source of this 2133-nucleotide messenger RNA. RefSeq names its product pentatricopeptide repeat-containing protein At1g53600, mitochondrial. NCBI's taxonomy places the organism in Eukaryota, Viridiplantae, Streptophyta, Magnoliopsida, Asterales, Asteraceae. Gene Ontology annotation, molecular function: protein binding; RNA binding. Gene Ontology annotation, biological process: RNA modification. The transcript has a single exon. Bases 1 to 2133 code for a protein of 710 amino acids. The record is from RefSeq and is a predicted model, not a curated record.
AUGUUAGCAAGACGAAGUUGCAUCCAUAUUUACAGUUUGAUGUCUUGUAAUGUUGUUAAAUUUAGUUACUCAACUUCAUUGUCGUCAAUUUCCGUAAGACCCACUUACAGAUCAAGCAAAUCGAUCAUCUAUUGCAACUCCAAGAUCAGUGAAAAUGGUCGAAUUGGUAAUGUUAAGGAAUCAGAACUCAUAUUUAAUAGCAUGCCGAUCAAGAAUGUCGUAUCCUGGACUGCUAUGCUCACUGCAUAUGCACAAAAUGGACAGAUUAAGGAAGCGCGUAAGGUAUUUGAUGAAAUGCCUGAACGAAAUGUUGCUUCUUGGAAUGCGAUGAUCACGGGUUAUAUGCGUAACAAGAAUGGGAUUGAUACGGCAUGUCAAUUGUUUUUAAUGUCACCCGAGAAAAAUGCGGUUUCUUAUGCUUCAAUGAUCACGGGUUAUGUCCGUGCAGGAAGGAUGAAUGAUGCAGAGAAGUUGUACUGUAGUAUGCCAAUGGAAUGGCGGGAUCCUUUCUGUUCGAAUGCCUUGAUGAAUGGGUAUUUGAAGAAGGGUAAACUGGAAGAGGCUGUUCGGGUUUACGAGGGAAUGGUGGAGAAGAAUGUGGUUUCUUGGACCUCAAUGGUUGAUGGGUACUGCAAAUUAGGGUUCAUUGGGAAAGCACGAGAGUUGUUCGAUGGAAUUCCUGAUAAAAAUGUAGUUACUUGGACUGCAAUGCUUGAUGGUUAUAUGAAGACGAUGUUUUUCGAAGAUGGGUUUGUGUUAUUUCUGCAAAUGAGACGUGAAAACGGGAUAAAACUUGUUUCAAACACAUUGACUGUAAUCUUUGAUGGUUGUGGAAGAUCGAAUAGAUGUCGAGAAGGGAUUCAAGUCCAUGCUUUGGCUAUGAUUAUGGGAUUCGACUUCGAUACUUUCUUGGGAAAUUCUGUGAUCACCAUGUAUUGUAGAUUGGCUGAUUUAGAUGCAGCUCGGAACUUGUUUAACGUAAUGGAGACAAAAGAUGUGGUUACGUGGAACUCUCUGAUCGGGGGUUACAUUCAAACCGAAGAUGUCGAAGAGGCUUAUAAACUUUUCAGAACGAUGCCGCAAAAGGAUGUGUAUUCUUGGACAACGAUGAUUACUGGAUUCAGUAGCAAAGGGUUAACCGAAAAGUCUGUGGAGUUGUUCAACAUGAUGCCACAGAAAGAUGAUGUUUCAUGGACUGCUUUAAUCUCGGGGUUUGUUAGUAACGGAGAAUUCGAAGAAUCUAUCCGUUGGUUUAUUCAGAUGCUUCAGACAUCGGUCAAGCCAAAUCCACUUACGUUCAGCAGCGUUCUUAGUUCUUCAGCUUCUUUAGCGACAUUGAAUCAAGGCCUACAAAUUCAUACCCACGUACUCAAAACGGGUAUGGAAUUCGACUUAUCCGUUCAGAACUCACUGGUUUCAUUGUAUGCAAAAUGUGGAUCCGUGGAUGAUGCCUACAACAUAUUCCAUUCCAUUAAGACUCCCAAUUCCGUUUCUUAUAACUCCAUGAUCAACGGAUUCGCACAAAACGGAUACGGGAAGGAAGCGCUUGCGUUAUUUACAGAAAUGGAGGAAAAUGGUGUGGAGCCAAACGACAUCACGUUUCUUAGCGUUCUUUCUGCCUGCACCCAUGUCGGGUUGGUGGAGGAAGGUCGUAGCUACUUUAGAUCGAUGAGAUCGUUAUACAAGAUCGAACCAAAUCCAGACCACUACGCGUGCAUGGUUGAUCUCCUGGGUCGUGCUGGUUUUCUUGACGAAGCUUUUGAUUUGAUCAAUUCAAUGCCAUUUGAACCGCAUUCUGGAGUUUGGGGUGCACUUCUUGGUGCAAGCAGGAGUCAUUUUCGUUUGGAACUUGCGGAAAUUGCCGCUCGACGUAUCUCGGAAUUGGAGCCCGAUAACGCUACGCCUUAUGUGGUGUUGUCGGACUUAUACUUGGUUUUGGGGGGGAAAGAAGACGAGGAAGUAGUGAGAACGGCGAAGAGAGUGAACAGAAUCAAGAAAAGUCCCGGGUGUAGUUGGAUCGCGGUGAAGGACGAGGUUCGGUUGUUUUUAUCGGGGGAUCGGUCUCAUAUGAACUCGAACGAGAUUAAAACCACACUUGGGAGACUUGUGGAUGAAAUGAAAGAAGUGUAUUAA